AUGCGGGUCGUGCCGCACUUCUUCUUCCUCCUGAAGGACGCGGGCUUCGAGCAGGUCCUGUGCGGCGCCCCCGAGCCGCUCUACGGGGACGGCGCCGUGGGCUUCUGGAUCCAGGCCUUCGUGCUCUCCAAGGUGGCCGAGCUCCUCGACACCGUCUUCGUGGUGCUCCGGCAGAAGGACCCGAUCUUCUUGCAC
This is a messenger RNA of Nannochloropsis gaditana CCMP526, 195 nucleotides long. Its product is annotated as fatty acid elongase. The annotation marks the transcript as partial. The transcript has a single exon. The record is from RefSeq and is a predicted model, not a curated record. Gene Ontology annotation, cellular component: membrane. Gene Ontology annotation, molecular function: fatty acid elongase activity.